AUGGAGCAAGCAAAAUCGCGAUGCAAUAGCCUCUUGGCCAUUGGCCUGUUGGUGAACCUCAUACUGACUCUCGCUUCAGUUGGAGUUGUUAUUUACAAAGUACGAGUUUUGGAGGAACAGGUGUUUCAGCUUCAGUCAAGGCCGCGGGUGACAUUGCAGGCUGAAACUAUCGAUAGUGGAGAUUAUGAAACAUCACAUCGAAUGAAAAGAUCUUCUGAGUCUGUUAGUGGGUCCAAAAACUGCGUCAGCUGCCACAAUGCUUGUGUCAAACUGUUUGGCUUAGGAACGUCAGCUAAGGUAAGAAUAAAUGACCCAUAAUCAUAUGAAGAAGAGGAUAUUUUUGAUGCACUGUUUCACUAUUUUCUCUAUUUCUCAUUCUUUUGAAGUGUAGUUGUUUUCUUGUAUAAACAAAAAGGGGACGAAUGUUGAUGAUGAUGAUGAUGAUGAUGAUGAUGAAGAACAUAAGGGGCCUUCUUGAAAAUCAUUUUAAAAUCCAUUUAUACAUACUAUAAUUGUUACUGGUCUACGCAACCAUUUUCCUUUUUCCCUAUUUGCGCUGUUCUGUCUAUUUUAUCUAUUUUUUUAAUAACAAUAAAAAUAAUUUUAUUCAACAUUAAAAUUAUGUAGAUAAUUUACAGAAAUAUUUGAGGAAAGAAUUAAGCACUACCCAACAUUAAGAAUUAUAUAAUCAUAAAAAUACAGUCACUGUGUCAACAACGCGGAUUUCCUAAAUACAUUCCUUGCGGCUCAGAUGCGAUCAAUAACUCUUGCAGGCAAUUUCUUUUGGUUCAUUUUUAGCUAGAUUAGGAUUUUUCAAUCCUUCCUGUAGUAGGAAGGGAUCGGUGCCCUAUCUGACAGCUCUCUGUUGAAGGAAAACAGGUGCAUCACCUACAACGCAAAAUCCAUCUCACUAAUUCAAAAAAUCUUUUUGUAAACAAUGGGAUUAUCAAUGUCCGGGCACUAAGAAAAUUCUGUGAUACACGCUGACAUAUUCAUAAAAUAAUUUAAGGGUCAAUUACUUUGUUGUCGCUGGCUUGAACCGACUUUAUUAUAAGAAGUGUUUCUAAACGUGCAUCACACAGAGCAGGUGUGAUUCUAACAGAUUCGAGAUAAAUUAUUUAUACAGUUAUUAUUGAUUUCAACAUAAUAUAUGCAAGAUACGAGUUAUUUUUUCAUGAUGAAUGAAAAGUCUCAAUGAUCGAUGACACUAACGGUUACAAGUUUAAUUGCAUAGCUUUGUUUUUGUUUUUUUUUUUCUUUAGGUUUCUGUCAAAUCUAACAAUGGCACAGAUAAAGGCGUAAUUUGCACAAGGGGUAAGUAAACUAUUUCCCACUAAAUGUUGCUGAAUAUAGUAUUGUUGACUAAAUAAUCUGGACAAACCCUGCGGUAUAUAAUAUAGAGUCAAACUGAAGUGAGUCGUUUGUCCGCGUCAGUUACGUUGAUAAUUAACUAAACUUGGAUUUCAUUGGUCGUCUGCCAGAGUUCAGUCUAGAUAUUUUUGGUUGCAAAGCCGCUAUAAAAUGCGACUGACGAAUUUAAUCCGUCUUUUGACGGUUUUUAUAUGCUGCCGCAUUCAGUAGUCAAAUUUGCGUAAUAGGGUAAACGCAUAUUUAACAAAAGAGUCAUAUUACGAUAUAGUAAUAACUUUUAAGAAGUAUACAAUGGACUAUUCUCUUCGUAAGUGAGACAUACUUAUACUCUUUCUUUCGAGCCACUUCUUUUCUUUCUUUAUUAAUUUCUUCUCUUUCUGUCUCCCUUUUUUGGACAAAAAGACAAAAGUGCAGUAGUUCCUCGCAUAAAAUCUCUCCAUGUCGCAAGAUCGUAUUUAAACUUAUUAUAAUUAAGUGACUCAGGGCUUGUCACUGAUAGUUCAACUUGUUGCUAUAAGGUGAACGGGGGCCGCAAGGAAAACAAGGACCUCGAGGCAAGCGCGGCAAGCAAGGUGAAGCAGGAAAAGCUGGUAAACAAGGACCACCUGGCGAAAAAGGCCCCCGGGGACCCAAAGGAAGACCUGGAAAAGCUUUUUCAGGAAACACAUCAAAACUGAUUGAAGAUAUAGGUAGUUAUAUCUACUUAAGAUGUACAACGGGCCAAGACCAAACUUUCCUUGCAAUUAACUUGACCGUUAACUGUUUCUCACGAAAAACAAAUGAUGGCCUGAAUAUUGAACGGGACGAGAACUGAAGAUCACCAUACUCUUUUCUAUUUUGCUAACUGGAUUUGAAUGUCAUUGUAAGUAUCACUAGGAAGGCAAAAUCCUUUCACAAUUAAAACUCUUACCUUCGCAGUUUCAUUCAGAGUAUGGAAGUAGCGUUGAUCAAACACACGGCAGUAGUGAAUGUUAAAUCCCUCUCACGCAAAUGUUCAGUGUUAGGUAGAGUAAUUGGGUGAAUUCAGUUUUCUAUUUACCCCACCCGGUUUUGGAGGUAACAAAUAUAAUCUUGAAAUAGACUACUAACUGCAGUUAUUAUUGCACGGAAACUAAUUACCGUGGCUGCAUGUUUAAAUACCCAGAUUUGCCCAAGAUCAACACCGGACCUCCUGCCAGUUUAACUACGAGGGAAGGAAACAACGCUUCCCUUCCAUGCUCCGCCAGUGGCAUCCCUAAACCGACGAUCACGUGGUACAAGAACGGUGAAGCGCUUGACAGUGCUAAUUAUGAUGCAGAUACAGGAAUGUUGACCCUUAACAGCAUUCAGUUUGCUGAUCGAGGUGUGUACAAAUGCGAGGCGAGGAAUUUUCUGGGGUUCGAUUCUGCUACUGUGGAAUUAUUUGUCCAAGGUAGGUGUUUAACCUUGAUGAAGCUGUAAUAUUCGCCAGUCCUUAAACGUAGGAGAGAUCUCUAGGAUCAGUUCACAAAAUAUUAGUCCUUUUGUGGCUGUGUAAAAUUAUCUAUAUUGUUGUUGUUGUUUUAUUAUUUUGUUGCGUAUAUGCUGUUCUUAGUUCUAAGCAGCGUGCGGUAGUUAACUUAUAUGAAUGUUUGUCAAUGUUAAACGAGUGUAUUACAGAUACGACUCAUUUUUGAGGGUUUAAACUUAAGAACCACUUAAAAAAAGACAUAAACGUUGAACUGGUUCAAGAAAAUAGCGGUAUUUAAUUAACUCGGGCAUGAACUAAAUGUCCUUUCCUAAAAGCCCCUCCGCUCAUUUCAUUAACAUAACUUAAACAAUUUUGCAGUGCCACCACGCUUUGUAGAGACACCUGAGGUAUAUCACGUGGGAUACGAGACUUGGGAUACCACUAUAUCAUGCAAUAUCUUUGGACAUCCACCGCCCGUAAUAAGAUGGACCCGAGCAUUCAGGCCAUUGCCUAUCGGCCGUCACGUGACUACUGGAAAAGACCUUAUUAUAAAGGAUACCGAGAAGAUAGACAGAGGACCAAUCAUGUGCCGAGGCGAUAACAGUCUUGGUCACGUGUACGCGCUGAUUGUGCUGGUGGUGAAGCCUGUUGGUAAGGAUAAAGUCUUUUGCAUUUUAAAAUUUAGGGAAUAGUAAAUGAAGGAUCAGAAGUUAUCUUUUUCGAACAACACUCGAAAUGGCAUUUACGUCCCAUGGACUAAUUUUGCUAGUUACCAUGAACCUAAAAAAAGUUUCCCCAACAUUUCCUGUUAUCAGUAAGUGCCACAAGAUCACAUGGCAAAUAACAAUAGAAAUGUUUCUUGACUUAAGUCUCUGAGCGAGGUACCAUGAACGACCUACUAUUGCAUGUCAACCAUGAGUUUGUUUUCUUAUUCUUUGGUGAUUUUUUAUUCUGAUUUCUAGUCAAUCCUGUUAUCACCACUUCACCACCCUCCUUCAUCGCAGUUACAAAGCUUUACGAUACAGUUACCAUGAUAUGUGCUGCUCGGGGCUCCCCUGUCCCCACCCUAGAGUGGCGCAAGGAUGGAGUAGUGAUUUCUACCAACACAACAUCAUCGACGGGAGAAGAAGUAAAUGGAGAGCUUGUUAUUUCUCGAUUUGGUCCCGCUGAUCAAGGCGUCUACACAUGUUUCUUUAAAAACUACGACAAUGGAACAGCAGAAACCUCAGCUACUGCAGGUAAAACAGUUAUUAUAUAAAAGUAAGCUUAGUAACAGAGGGGUUUCAACCCGUAAACACUUCGGCAGCGAUUGCAUUCAUGAAGGUUCUUUAGACCUUGCCAAAUAAACCUUGUUCAACAUUCUUGAUAGGUUAAUGUUUAUUAUUACCUGUUGAAGUUAUAUCUUCAGGCAUAUUCCUACGAAAAGAAAAAAGAAGAAGAAGAAGAAGAAGAAGAAGAAGAAGGAGAAGAAGAAGAAGAAGAAGAAGAAGAAGAAGAAGAAGAAGAAGAAGAAGAAGAAGAAGAAAAGAAAAGAAGUAUUACUACGUAAUAACAAAUAACAUUGCCUAAAUAAACUUUUCUUUUUAAUUUAGAACUUGUUGGUUGUGGAGACCCUGGCGUGCCUGUGCACGGUUAUAAGAUUGGAGAAAAUUACUGGGCAGGACAAAUGGUCAAAUAUACAUGUGAUACAGGAUACCGCUUAGAGGGACCUACAAACAGGAUGUGCCUGGAAAACGGAAAUUGGAGCGACGUAGUUCCAAAAUGUAAUGAAGUGGAGUUUUACGUACAGUUGAUUAUCGUUUUGUUAACUUAUAAAAAACUGAUUCUUUUGAUCUUUGGAAAUGACCUGAGUCUCCUGAGGCGAAAAAUCGGAAACAGAUUUAAUUGCCAACGAUAACUAUGCUCGCAAACCCUUUACGGGCUUAAGUUGUUAGUGUCAGUCUAGGUCAGUCUAAGCGCCUCUACAACUCUAUUUAACUACCAAGGCCUCAUAAAAUAAGUAUAUGUAUAUGCUUGAUUAAAACAGUAAACUGAUCCUUACGACAGGAAGGGUGAAAAAAAAUACAUAUAUAGAACAUAAAACAAUAAUCAAAUGGUAAAUUAAAUAAAAUAAAGUAAAUAAGUAAACAAAUAAGCUGUUUAUUGAUUCCAAAAACAAACAUUACGGAUUAAAAUUGACAAUUGGAUAAAACUAAAAAGACACUUAUUAAUAAAACAGCCUUUAAAACGUUCACUCCUAAUUUAAGGAAGUACACAGGAGCAGUUACUACGAUUCCUUAGCAAUCUUGUUCUACUGGGUGAAAGGAGAUCUGCCAAAGGGCCCUCAGCAGAAUUUGUGACGUUCUUCCACAACUUAUUAUCUGAGGGCUCUAGAAGGCUUAGAAUGGGCGUGGCCUCCUUGAGAAAGCCAAAACGAACAGCUCUUUUCUCAAGUGAAACUUGUCAAUUUUAGAAAGAUGCUUAUCAUAACUUGCAGCACCACAUACUGAAAUGCCAUGAGUAAAAAGAGGCACAAUCAUACUAUAGAAGAAGUGAUGUAAAGAGUCUAGACUACAACUAUACUUCUUGCACACUCGUAAUAUGUGCAUACGCCUUCCUGCUUUGCCGAGAAGAGAAUCGAUUUGCUUGUCCCUGUUUGUGGGAUUACUAUGAAAGUAAAAGGUUAAGAAAUAAUUCCUGUUUAAUAUCAAAAGUAAUAGUGUGGCGAGGUCUAUCAACUUUACCCUUAGUUUUAGUAAGGUUAAUAGUCAUAAGGUUGUUCUGGGCCCAACUAAGUAUGUUUUCCACUUUUCGGGGAGUUUGGUUUUGGGUUCCCUUAACCAAAACACUUAAAGUUAAGUCAUUUGCAACUUAACCAAAAUGGAUCUGUCAGAAUCAACAGCUUGUAUAUCAUUCAACAUUACAGAAAAAAGAAUAGGCCCUAAUAUAAUAGGCCCUGAGGUACACCCCUGUUUAUAGGCAAAAAAGGGGUCAUGUUACCAUCAGCUAUUAAUAAUCCAGCUAACAAUGUAGGGAUUGACGGGCAAUUCCCUAAACUUGUUAUUAAUAAAUAAAAUAAAGUGAUUAAGUGAAUCGAAGGCCUUAGAGGACGACAGGCUUCACUUCUGCUACCUAAAUAGUUUUCUCUAACAGUCUAAUAAUAAUAUCAGUAACAGAAAUAGGGCGAAGUUGAUUCAAGGAUGGCAGCGGGAUAUCCUUAGGAAUGGGGUAGAUAUUGGCAAAUACAAGGCACAGUUCGAGACUUGAUCGAUAAGAUAAAGAUGGAAGCAAUUACGGGAGCAAGUUCCUCUGCAAAUUCUGGAUAAUGUCAGCUCCCUCACACGUCUUCGCAGUGGAAAGAAAUCAUGAAGAGUAGCCCUUAGGGUAAUGUAGAGUAAAACAAGACGAGCUAAGACUCGCGUGGCAGCCAUGUUGGUGCCCAGCCCCCCAAAUUUAAUUCACCAUUUUUGUUUUCUUUCUUUAUACUUUUUCUCUCACUGUGAUGAACAAUGAACAUUUAAUCAAAGAGAACUUGAUUACGUAAUUAAGCUGAGUUUUGUUUUGAUUUAGAUAAGAUACGUUUCUGUUCUGUUUCAUUUAUCGAGUUUUUACGCCCCUAUUUUCAUGUACUAUUGUUCACAGUUUGAAUCAAUUACGUAGCUAGCCCUACCUGUUUUUUUAACCGGUUUUACAACUGUACACGUGAAUUGUACCCUUAUCAGAGAACGCCCCUUAAGUUUUUGUGGAGUUGGAGUUAGGAGAUCUACGGAGCAACAUCGGAGUUUUCAGAGCAGUUUUAUCUUUUUCGGAGUUACGUAACGUUGGAGUUUCUUUAGCCCUUUAGACAGGAUCAGACGUAAGUUUCAGCUUAUUGUAUUCAGUUUUCGUUUUCCUUUCAAUUUUGCUUCUUUUGUAAUUAGUCUUAGCCCCUUUUUUGAUCUUGUACAUUGUAAUUUCCCCUUUUAGUUUUCACCGCAUGUGUACAAUAAUUCAGACGAAUUGGUGUUCAAAUUAAAUGCUGUUGAGUCAACUUGUGCUGUUGAAUUCUAUACUGUAGUUGACACUUCCUGAUCUCCAGUGCAUAACAUCCCGUGUCCGCUGCACUGGGUACGCGACACUCACUCUUCCUGCCAUUAGGAUCAGUUUACUUUUUUAUAAUUUGUUAUUGGAGAUUUUACUGAUCCAGAUCUACUCAAGAUCCGACUGACUUCACUGAUUUGUUUCUGUGGUUUUGCCUUGACACGUCAGAGUAUAUGCUUAAUUCCUUGCGUGUGUAUAAUGUGUUUGUAAUUUUCAGGCCACCGUUUUUGUGAUGAGCCCUCUCCAGUGGAAAAUGGAUACAUAAUAGGAAAUGAAUUCUGGGAAGGACAAAAUAUCACGUACAAAUGCAACAAAGGUUAUUGGCUGAGAGGACCGCUGGUCAGAGUUUGCAAUGAAACGACUGGAAAUUGGAGCAUGGAAGCACCAAAAUGCGAAGGUGAACUUGAAAUACAAGAAAGAAGAUUGUGUUUUCAAGAGAGAAUGGUUUUAUUUAUUCCUUUAAAAUGGUAUUCUUGGUAUAGCCAAGGCGAUUAAAGAGAUUGUAAAUCUCCUUUGGUUUUCACUUUUCUCAAAAUUAAGGAAAUUUCUAUAUUUUGCACUACAUCAAGGUUUUAUACACGGAAUCGAAUGUUUCAGUUAUUAACUAAAGUCUUUGAAGAAAUCUAAAAAGGUUCUGUUUUUGUCAACAAUGUUGGGCUUUUUUAACAAUUUUGAUUUUUCUUUUUUUGUGACUCAGUUAAGAUAAUAAGUUUUAGAAAUUAGUGAAACUAACCAUUAAAAGCACAUUGCGAAUGGACCACUUUUGGCCAAAUUGAGCGAUACUUCAGUAUUCUUUGAUUUUAAGGGCAUUGGAAAUUUCCUAAAUAUAUUAUAAGGUAUAAAACAUUAACUUACACCAUCAUGUCUGUCUCUGGACAAGUAAGUUCAGUCUACAUGUCCAACAUUUAAAAAUUCCGGUAAAUGCUUGAAUUUGCUCAACAAUUGUUUUAUUCAACAGGGCCCGAAUUUGAACCAUCUAAAAUCCUCCUAGACAACAAGAAGUACUGGGAGCUGCUGAAGGGUUGGUUGGAGCCGGCAUCCACACUACCAUCCAAGUGGAAGCUCUGCUACCGAGCUAGGGACAAUGGAUGGAGUUCCAGCACAUUUCACUCACUGUGCGAUGGCCUGGGUCCCACAGUGACCUUUGUAAGGGUGGGAGAGUAUAUUUUUGGAGGAUAUACUGACCGAAACUGGCGUAAGUUUGUUUAUUUUAAUAAAUUAGGUUCCCUUGUCCCCAUCAAGUCAGAGAAAAAACAUCCGUAUGAGAAACUUUGGUAAGAAGAACAUAACGAUUAUUCUCCUCAUAUAUUUAAGAGGGGAAACUGGAAUGCAAAGUUGCUCCAAAAAGCAUUUUAAAGGAGUAUUAUUUUGAAAUUUCGGGGAAACCGUUUAAUUUCCCAAAAGAAAUAGGGUUCUUAAGAGUUACUCAUGAUUAAUUUACGACAGUUAAGCACAGAAACCUUUAAAAUACUUGUUGUUUUAGCAAUUGGAUUUAAAGUCAGUUUCCUUGCAGUACUGAAAAAUGCCUUUAAGGUAUUAUAUUUCUCAAGACCAUUACUGGCUCUAGAUAACAAGAGAAUCCAUUAGCCACGAGAUAAUCUUCAAAAGUGAUUUGGGGUGUGAAAAAAUUUUCACGUUAACUCGAAGUUAGGCCUCCUGACGAAUAAAAACUUUUGGCCGUUUCCCUGAUAGUCACAUACAAUCGUGUCAAUGGUAAGAGGGCAUCGACUCUAAAAACAUUUCUAGAAAAUCAUGAUCACGGGCACUCAAAAGGAAAAAAGUGAAACUGAAACGUGCCUAUUUGUGUAGUAUUUCUUCUUUAGGGGGUUGAGCCCAGUUCGUUACCCUUAUAACUUUAUUUCCAAGGUUUAACAAGGAAACCCGUUUCUAGGACCUCUCCUUUUCACUCCUGUAGCGUUCAUGAAGGUAAAGUGGGAGGGAGAAAAACUGGAAACAAGGUUGGUGGAAAAAGCUCUAAUGGUAUAUCAUUGCUGCGUGUAACAGAAAAGGAAAAUCGCCUUCUCUAGAUCUGGUCGGCCAAAAAAAUGAUACUUUUUUAUAUUUCCUAAUACAGUAAUCAAUUAACGCCAUUUGCUUUAGAUUCCAGCGGCUCCUACACAGACUCGGCCCACAGCUUUAUAUUCUCCUUUAAAAACAAAGAUGGCCUGGAACCUUUCAAGCUUCUCGUCAAAUAUACUAACGACGCCAUAUAUGGGAACAACGGCUAUGGCCCAACAUUUGGUGGUGGGCAUGAUUUUCACAUCGCCGAUGGCGCCGGUUCCAACACCAACUCGUACACAAAUUUAGGCCACAGUUACGUGCAAGUAGCGGGAUACAGAUAUAGUUCAAGUGAGGCAGGAAGCUUGUUGGCUGGAAGUUACAAUUUCCAACCCCAUGACGUGGAAGUGUUUUAUCAGACUUAUAAAAACUAA
Messenger RNA from Porites evermanni, 9291 nucleotides. The record is from the annotation of a GenBank genome assembly. Lineage: Eukaryota; Metazoa; Cnidaria; Anthozoa; Scleractinia; Poritidae.